This is a messenger RNA of Phalaenopsis equestris, 1517 nucleotides long. RefSeq lists its product as uncharacterized. Bases 224 to 1018 code for a protein of 264 amino acids. The transcript is spliced from 3 exons. NCBI's taxonomy places the organism in Eukaryota, Viridiplantae, Streptophyta, Magnoliopsida, Asparagales, Orchidaceae. The record is from RefSeq and is a predicted model, not a curated record. Gene Ontology annotation, molecular function: protein binding.
UGGCGCUCUGCUUAUCGUCCGCUCCACUAUGUCGCCGACCAGGCGAUAACUACGGCGAGUCACGUGCGUCUCUACACGUGUCGAAAACCUACACCCAACCUUUAACGCCGUUACAUCUCAAUCCCCCACUUCGCCGUUAGGAGUGCCAUAUAAAACAGCAACUCACGAGCGAGAAAAACUCACGGCAUUCUCUCAUCUCCCUCCUCGAACUUCAGUAGUGACAAUGAGAGCGGCGAUCCUCAACCGCACGGCAUCCAUGUCAACCGUGAGAGGUAUCUCCGGGGUUUGGCCGACGAAACCGGCCGGCGGGCAUGACGCUGGAUUAUCCUUUUAUCGCCGGAGCUCGACCCAUAGAAUGCCUCUCGACGUGAGGCAGAGGAGAAACUUCUCUUCGUCGGCUGUAAAGCCGAAUCAACUUCGGCGGGUCAGAUCUGACACUGAUCUCUUCUUAUCAUCUCCCCAGAGCUUCCGAGGAGAAACAUGGCCGCCGUCUGCGUUGCUUGCCUCGGUGGAGGAGGACGAUCUGUGCGCGGGAGUUGUGGCGGUCAAAGAGAACAACGAAGUCGAGUAUUCCGGCGGAUCGGGGAAAGGAAAGGGAAGCAAGAGCAAGGGAGGAAGCUUUGGUGACGGCGGGAACGAGGAGAAAACCAGAAAUCGGAUGAUCGAGAACCAUUAUCAGGAGAUGCUGAGGGCGGAUCCAGAGAAUCCGCUGCUAUUGAGCAAUUACGGAAGAUUCUUGCACGAGGUUGGAGGGGAUUUAAAGAAGGCUGAGGAUUGCUACGGGAGGGCGAUCCUUGCCUGCCCGGAUGACGGUGAAGUGCUCUCGCGGUAUGCUCGAUUUAUUUGGGAUACUCAGAAGGACUGCGAGCGAGCCGAGGCCUAUCAUGAACGCGCCGUGGAGGCCUCCCCUGAUGAUUGCUAUGUGCUGGGGUCCUAUGCGCAUUUUCUAUGGGACGCAGAGGAGGGCGAAGGGGAGGGGAUGGUGGGUUCGUCCUCGCCAUUUGUGGAAGUCUGCUGAGGAUAAUGGAUGACGUCGAUCUGAUCUUUAUGUAUAUACUUGGAAGAAACUACUGUAUAUUAAGAGCUUAUGAUCACGUUUACAUAUGGAGGAAGUAACUGACAGGAUCAAGGCUGCAAUGGGUAGGGGAAAUUGGAUCUGAAAGGAUGAUCAUAGCCGCUGGAUCCGCUCAGGUUUUUAAAGGAAUGAUAAUUUGCUUCAGAUGUAUGAUCAAUAUUUGAGAGGAUGAAUUUUAGAACUAUGAGAUUUGUUUUAAGAUUUAAAAAAAAUGAAGGGAAAUGUCUAAUGAUUGUAGGAUUCAAUCUGUAACGAAUGGAGGAGCUACUGUCGGGCUCAAAAUUUGAUUAGAAACUGUUUUCUUCCUGUUGAGAGGAGUGAUGAUUGUGAAUAACUGAAAUAUGAGUUGAUUUUGAGUUGGAGCUGCCAUUUUGGAAUACCGAAUGGUCAUGUAGCCGUUGCCGUUUGCUUAACUAGGGGUGUAAACUCUAUAUUUAUUGAA